Xyrichtys novacula (pearly razorfish) is the source of this 30770-nucleotide messenger RNA. NCBI's taxonomy places the organism in Eukaryota, Metazoa, Chordata, Actinopteri, Labriformes, Labridae. The record is from the annotation of a GenBank genome assembly.
AAACGCUGUCAACCGGAAAUGAUGUCACGGUGCGGCACAUAUCACGCUUUUGGUGGGAAAAUGAGUUCGCCUCCACUCACAAUAAUCGCAACAUUUAUGACACUAAAACGUGUUUUCUGAUAUUUACCGCACUGGAGAGUAAGACGGUGUCGCUCGCGCACUUAAAGGUUUUACAGUUUUAUUCGUGAGUGCUUUUAAAAUUCGCAGAAACCAGCAGAUAAACCGGUAAAAGUUGACUCUGCCUAUUGUUUGCUAGCAUGCACACGGUUUAGCUCACAGUUAUCGUGACAUUUACCGGGUUUGUUUGCGUUAGGUAGAAAUCAGAGAACCUGUUUGGUGUGUUUUCUUUUACUCUGAGUUAUUCCAGCCGUCGAGAAUCAACAACAUGCCAGAAAUCAAACUGAAGCACGUCGUGUCCUGCAGCACCGAGGACCCGGUACGUCUCUGUCGGAACUACAGUGUUACGUGUCACACAGUUUUAAAGUGAAAGCCUCCUGUCUCACAACAUCAUUUCCCCUAAUAUGAGUCUUUUCCUCCUCGCAGACUCACAAAGCAGACAACCUGCUGAGCUCUGACACCUACAGAAAGUGGAAAGCAGCCAGACCCGGGGAGAAGCAGACCUCAGUCAUCCUGCAGGUGUGUUUACUCUAAAGCCAUGUGUCCUGUUUACAGAUAUUUAAUCCCAGCAGGAAGGGAAAUCAUGGAAUAAUUCUGACCACCCAUGACAUUAUGACCCUGACAGGUGAGGUUGUUAUUACUGGCUCUGUCUUCAUAAUAUCACCUAUGUGAGUGGGAUAUGUGAGGCUGUAAGCAAACCUUAGAGUUGAUAUAAGUCCAUGUUAAUGCAGGCAGGAAAACUUUGACAAAGACCAAACUGUGAGUGCCUGAUGAUCUGUGAGAAGUGUUUCAGGUCUUAAAGGGAUAUUCCGGAGUAUCCCUUUAAGUGGCUAACACCUGCCACAAGGGAUCCACAGAGGGUCUCAGUUUAGUUCCAGGGUAAAUGAUCUACCCUUUUAAAAGCCCGUCCUCCGUGGGUAGUACUUUCUAGGGUAUUAGGCAGGCAGGGCCUGACAAUUUUGUUUACACUGGAAAAGUAGGUUGUUAUUUAACAUAUAGAAUACUAGUAUUUAAGUGCACAGACAGAGGAGGCAUGAGAUAUUGUGGAUAAUAUCCUGCAUAACCUUCUGUUAUUUGAUCAGUAAAACUAAUCAUGAAUUUUGACCCAGUUUUAUGUACAUUUAUCCAUCUAAGGGGAUGCUUUUGGGUGUAAUAACCUUCAGUGGUUGCGUGGAGUCCGUGUCACAUUAGGUCAGGAUUAUUUCAGGUGGUCAUGGCUGAUUGGUGUAGAUCUGCUUUUCUUUUUAGACUUUUACUUCUGAUGUUUUUAACAAUAUUUGUACGAUGUACAAUCGCUGACUCCAACAUACUUCUCCUUUGUGCUCUUGUGGGAUGUAUAUUGUGUUUGUUCUCUUGCUCUGAAUUUCAAAUUAACAAAACCAUUGGCCUCUUAAAGUUUCUGAAACAUAAAUGUAUUUUGCAAACAGUUGCAGUUUGAAGUUGAUUGCUGGUCUCCGGGUUAUUCAAAAUGCAGCUCUUGCAUAGCAUUUAACUGAGAGACAAGAACAUAACCUAAACCUACGCAGUUUGUCUCUUCACCUCCUUUGCAAGAUUUCAAGGAUAUGCUAAAGAAACAGUGGGUGUACUCUACCGUUUGCAGAGUGACUUGUCCAUGCUCUUUAACCUUGAAUUCAAACCCACAUUGAAUUUAUUUAUACAGCGCUGAAUCAAACAAGUACUGCUCAAGGUGCUUCUCAGAAAGGUUAAAUGAACGUCAUGUCAGAGCCGUCCCUACAUAAGGUCAUAUGAGGCCCUACUGGUCAGUAGUAAAGGGAUCGCAGUCAGCUUGGCUGCUCUGCAGAGAAACUGGUUGGAGAAUCAGCUCAGAAAUUAGGUGGUGUAUAAAAAGAGUCAAUUUUACCAGGUAAGUUAACUCGUUUCAACAACGUCUGACCCAAAUACUAAUGUUGGUGUGGAUGCACACUCCAUUUAGAGAAAUUUCAGGACUUUGUAGUCGGGGAAAGUCAGUUUGUUUCAGUUCUAUUUUUGGACAUAAUACCUUUGUGCUCCCCUGCCUGCAGGAAACAGAUGAGCUGGUUGACUCUCUAAUGUACAAACGAACUUGACUCGUGGGUAGCACACUGGUAUAAAGUCAAUUUGUACAGGGAUUUUCAUACUGAGAUGCAAUAAAUGCUAAACAUCAUUAGGAAUAUCUGUUUUUUUUGUCAAGUGCUCUUUGAACAGGGAGAAGAUUUCCACACAGUGAAUAUAUCUGGGUUUUCAAUGACAAGAAUUUCGAAGCUUUUAAUCCAGGAUUUUCCCACUGUAUCUCUUGAACAUCCUUGUUUCAAAAACAUGCCUCUCAGAAAAUGUCCUAUUAUACUGAAAAAAUAAUCAAACAAACAAAAAAAAAUGAAUUAUUAGUAAUUAAAAUGUGUGCAGAGAGAAAAAGUAUGAUGGAGUAUUUGGGCCUCAUUAAGAAAAAAAAAUUAAGACUUGGAGAAAAUUAAGACUUGGAGAUUAAAUUCAUUAAUUUACUAGAAUAAGUCAUUACGAGUGAGAAUGAAGUCGUAGUAAAAUCAUUACUUACAAGAAUAAAGUUGUAAUCAAUUACUACUACUUCUAUACUUAUGAUAAUGUGGUGCUGAUGUGCCAAAAGAUUAAGUAUCUUCUUGUUUGAGAAACAAGAAGAUACUUUAUUCUGACUUUACUCUCGUAAGUGAUUACUUUACUACGACUUUAUUCUUGUAAGUUAACGACUUUAAUCUCCAAGUCUUACAUUUUUUUUCUUAAUGUGGCCCUAAUACUCUGUCGUAAAAAAGGUCAUCUUGGCUUAUAUGAUUGUGUUUUUACUAUGUAGUUUUCUGAUCCAUAAAUGCGUUCAAACUUUGGUUUAAUCUGUUUUCAGCUUCUCUUUUUUUUACUUUUGAUCUUUCCUCUUUCCCCCUCAGUUUGAGAAGGAGGACCAGGUCCACAGCAUUGACAUCGGAAAUGAGGGUUCAGCAUUCAUCGAGGUGUUGGUGGGAAAUUCCUCAGCAGUCAGGGACCAAGACUACGAGGUAUCCAGAUAUCCACAAUAUACCACCUCAUUGUUCAAGUACAAGCCAUGCCUCGUUGCUUUUUUCACUUACUCUUCGUCUUUCUCUUUUUAGGUUCUCUUGGUUAUGUCUUCCUUCAUGUCCCCAACAGAGAGCCGUAACGGCACCAACUUGAACCGGGUUCGCUUCUUCGGACCUGCCCAGCUGCAGAAGAGCACAGCACAGGAGAAGUGGGACCGUGUGAAGAUUGUGUGUAGUCAGCCAUACAGCAAGGUAAAGGUCCAGACAGUUCACUUUAAAGUGAAAUAUUGACCUUAUAGCAGUUUAAUCGAACUUUACACACACUCAACAGAAGUUAGAUAGCAUCAUAGUUUCAGGACUGGUGUAAAGAUAGUAGAUACACAAAGAAUUACUGCAAAACUACCGCCGAUAUAAAAUCUGAAAUGACUGUGUGUGUUUUUCAGAACAUAGCGUAUGGACUGGCCUUUGUGAAGUUUCAUUCACCGCCUGACAAAAAUGAUCCUCCAACAUCCUCGCCGGUAAGUGUUGUUCCCAAAAGCCCAAGGAUGCCACUUAAGACUUUAACUUCUGUCAGCUUUUAGUUCUUAUCUGUUUUAUUCAUUUUUAGUUCUGUUAUAGACUACAGGACUGGACUGUUUUUAAGGGACGACUGAAUGCACUGUAUUGUAAUCUUUUAACUCCCUGCACUUAAUGUGAUGUAAUGGAACAAACGUAAUUUUGAGCCUGGCAAACCCAGGUGUUACAAUAAAGCUACCUUGUAUCCUUGUAUCCUUAAGACCUCCUGAGUCUUGUUGGUUAUGAUUGAGGACUGAUUGUUCACUCGUACUAUCUUUGAGAAUAAUUCUGAAGAGCUUAAUAGAUGCUUUACAAAGUAUGGUGACGUUAAAGAGACAGUCAGUGAUAUUAUUCAGGAUUUUAGCCUCAGUUCUCAGCAUAUAGACUAUGAUUGUUAACGAGAAUUUAGAGUUAAAAUUUUAACUAAUGAAAUUAAAACUGGAGUUCAAGACUGUGAAGAGGUCUGUAGGUAAAGGAGGAGGAUUUUGGUGUCCACAUGGAACUUGAGAUGGAUGAAGUUGGUGGUGGUGACGCCAGGGCUUGGUGCGAGGCACAACCCUGGCAGCUGAAUUCUGCUCAUGAUUGAGACUCUUCAGGAUUUUGUUGGUGUCCUGGAUAAGACUCCAUGGUAGUAGUCCAGCAGGAGGUGAGGGAUUCUGAUGGAGAUUUGAGAAUGGAUUUCAUGCAUGACUGGAAGGAGGUGGUGGAGUUAAAGGUGACACCCAGGCUGCAGUUUUUGGAGGGGGGUAAAUUUAGCAGCUGUUGAUGUCUGUGAAAAGGUCUCCAACUUUCUGAAGCAGGAACUUAGAAGCUGUCAGCAUGAUCCUGACGUAGCCCUUGAAUAGGUGUUUCAUUAUUUCCUGUUUUCACAGAAUCAUUUUGCAGUAGGUUUGGCUUAUUAUACCUCAUCUAGGGCUGGACGAUAUGGCCUCAAAUUGAUAUUAUGAUAUAUUGAGCAGUUCACCUCGACAAUGAUAAAUAGACGAUAACUACUCCACAAGCUGCUCACCCCCUCUCACAUUAACUCUGUCUACUUCGGCCGCUACAACUUUUGAACCGUCCUCCAUCUCCUCAUCUGUCUUUUCCUCUUUGUUAAGUACUGGAUGGGGUGGAGUCACGUCUCUGAUGUAGGACAGCGUCUUGAAGGGACAUGAGACCAUAGCAUACCUACAUCCAAAACAAACUUUGAUUUAUUUAUUUUUUUGACACUGAAUAUACCAAUACGGGCAAAAUUAUGUCGGUUAUCGUCGUAAAUUAUGUAAAAUUUACAGUUUCUCACCCAGCCCUAACCUCACCUCAUUUGGCUGAAUCUUCUUUUCAUUCAGAUAAAAAACGACUCGAUUCCAAACUGAUGGAGUUAAUCUAGGUUUUGUGUUUAAAAAGUGUCCAUUACUUCUGCUGUAUAACUCAAACCUUCACUCUGCUGGGAUAUCAUGACAGCCAGUUUGUCUUUGUGUGCACGAGACUCUAAGAUGAAAUGCUGCGUCUCUUAUCGUCACUGCUUCUCCCUGACAUUAACAUAUGAAGUAUUCUCACGUUCAGCAGAGUCAGAGUCUCAUUGUGAUGUGUUCAUCCAUCCUAUGAACUUCAAUAAUCUACAACUUGAAUCAUUUGUCAGUUCAAACUUUGUGUGCUCCCUUUAUCUUGUCUUUUGGCGCUUACCGUCUCUUUUCUUCUCCCACUUCAGAAACUGACAAAGCUGGGACAGUUCAGGGUGAAGGAUGAGUCUCCUUCAACCGGGCCGAGCCUUCAGCCCGGCAGCCUCUUCUUCAGUCGGGACAAUGCGGCAAAGUCCAGUCCUUCACCUAAAGGUUAAUCCGUCCAUUCAGAUUGAACAGCUGCUAGAGCCAAUUGAAAUCCUUUGUGGUCCUGCUAAUAAAGAGCUAAUCACAUCAACACUAAUUAAGCUUCGUUUAAGAGUGCCAGGAGGCAUGAUGGGGGGAAAAAAGGAUUUCUUUAUUCUGGAGCUACUUUGUUCCCUCACCGACGUUUUCCUCUCCUCAGUAUCUCCUCCGAGUCAGAAGCUGACUUACGCUGCUGCUGCCCUGCAAGCCGGUGGCAGCUCCCACUCAUCAGGACCAACUUCCUCCUCCAGCUCUGCCUCGCCACAGGUACUAAACACCACCGUCACUUUAAUCAAUGAAGGACAGCCAUCAAGCAGCUGUUCGCUCCUUUAAUGAGUAGUCUUUUCUUGUCUUAAGUUACACCCCGGGAAAGUUUCCGAGAAAAGAUGACACAGAGGUGAGAAAGUUUGUUAUAGGAUGAGAACGAUUGUUUUUUACUCCGGCGGCAAUUUUCGCAGUCUGCCAAUUCCUACCGGAUGUGUUUGUGAGGCAAAUUUCGUGGUGGAAUACUGACAGCGGGAAUCGCAAGAACUCACAAGAACCUGUGUAUUCACGUUUAAUCGCACGAUAACGAGUUGUCUCUAUACAUAGACAUAUUAACAGUAGAUUGUGUCCUUCCAGAGGAUUAAAUCUACUUCUAGACUUCUAGAAUCAGCAUCUCCUCAUCCAUGGUGUCAACAGGGUGAAAUGACGUCUAUAAACCUUUCACUUGCUCAUCUCCGCCUGUUUGUAUGGUGUGAAACGAGUUAAUCUGUGCUGAAUUUAUCCACCCUGCUCCGGCAUCCCGAAAAAAUAGAACUCUGGUGAUCAGCUGUGGAGUCCGGCGAUCCACAGAGGAACGGAAAGAAGCUGGUGGAAAUUGACACAUUAACUUGAAUGGAAACUAUCACCUGUGAUCGGUAGAUACGGCCUUUUCAUAGCCGUUCCAGAUGCAGUCGAAAUUGGGGGUUAGACUUCUAGUGACUGAUUGUAACCCGGUCCUGUCAAUUCUUCAACAUUAUUGCUAGAUUUUCACAUGAUACUAAAAAGAGGUGGUUGCGACUUAGCGAUGGACUCGGUUGACUCCCAAUCAGAAGAUCGAGAGUUCGAUCUUAAGUCCCUCUGUCCUCAUGCAGCGAUGUCCAAGGGCCAGACACUUGACUCCACCUUCGUAUUGAUGUCUUUUCCCUCAGAUCUCAUCUUCUAUCAAAUAUUUCUCUAAAGCACUGUUUUUUUCAGGUGCAUGUUACUUUUUACAAGUUGUUAAAUCUUGUUUUUGUUUUCUGUUCGUUGUCCACUUACAGCCUCCCACAAAAAGAAAAUUUGAGUUCAGCCAAGAGCGUCAGUCUGCCCCAGCUCCUCCACCCUCAAAGAAGUUAAGCCCAGCCGGCACACCUGAGGGCAAAGCCGCAACCCCCAAACAAAAGCCGAGCCCGGCCAGCUCAUCCAGCCCCGGCACGGCGAAAGGUAACUUUAGUCCAAAUCUGAGGAUAUAGAAAUCUUCUCUACCUUUGAAAAAAACUUUGACUUUCACGAUCUCCUCCUCAGCUUCUCCAGCACAGAAGUCCACAGAGAGGAAACAGGCGAGCCAGUCCAAACCUGAACCUAAACCCAAACAACAGAAAGCGAAAUCCCAGAGCGCGCAACAGGUCCCGUUCAAGCGGCUCAUGGAGGGCGUGGUGUUUGUCCUCAGCGGCUUCCAAAACCCCUUUAGAGGGGAGCUGAGGGAGAAGGCUCUGGAGAUGGGGGCCAAAUACAGACCCGACUGGACACCAGACUCAACACACCUCAUGUAAGUGUGAAAGAACAGAGAGUUUCUGCACACUACACAGCUUGAUGAGACGGUGAUGGAGAUUUUGAAAGAGUUUUUUUCAAGUUUUCCACUUAAUAGUCCUUCUGCAGUCACUGCUGCUCGGAACAAUCCUUCAUUUCAGUGAACUUAAAGUCAAAUUUUAUUUAAGACAACUUCUCCGAUAAAAUCACACUUAAAUCCUCCCGUCACAUCUUAAAGUUGUUGCCUGUAGGAUGGCUGCUGUUCUCUACAAUAAACAAUGAAACCCUCUGCCGACGAGGACGGCUCAGAGAAGGCUUCUUAAAAACAAAGAAAAGAGGUAACCGAGGAGCUCGAGAGAGAAGAUAAACAAUCAGUACACACUGAAACUGAGGACCGCUGGUGAUGAAGUUAUAAAGAGAUUAAAACUUAAGCAGAGUGGGGAAAAAAUGAGCUUUGACAGGUUUCUUCAGGGAAAAUCAUCUCCAUCUGAGGAAAACAUUAAAACCUCUCUCACGUAUUUCAUUUCUGCACACAGUACAACUAAAAUCUGAUUAUUUGCGCAGCAUUACCUCCAUGUAAAACAUUUGUGCGACCUCUUUGUGAUACGGACCAAAGCUAAUCCAGUAAAUCUUCAUAGUUCAUGAGAGACUUUGACAUGUGUCAGAUGUUUUUAUCACUGAAACUGAUGACAGGAUUGUGUAACGGCGCUGUUAGCUCUCCCAGUAAUUCAGUUUGAUUGCUUUGUGAUCUCUGCCGUUAAAGCAGACUAUUGCUCCUGUCAGGCUCUAUCUAGUGAUGUAACCGUGUGUGUUUGUGCGCGCGCGUGCACGUCUCUCUGUACCCAUUAAUCUCCAGCUGUGCCUUCGCCAACACCCCCAAGUACAGCCAGGUGAAAUCAGCAGGGGGCAUCAUCGUACGGAAGGAAUGGGUGAUGGACUGCCACAAGAGGAAGCAGAGUAUCUCCCAUAAACGGUAAGAGAUGAAACGAAGCCGAGAGAAGACGUGAUUUUAUUGCAGUGAUUGAAAAUGAGGCCGCAGAAACAGCUGGACGGGACUGGGCGUCUUGUUAAAGGGUCAUUCCCACAGGGUGACAGCCUGCAGAGCAUGUGUUCAGUCUGUGAUUCCACAUCUGAUUAAUUUGUUCUUUUAAGCCAUGUCUGUACCUCGUCAUAGCGCAAUCUGGGCACAGCACUCACGCUGAUUGAAGUGUCCAAAAAUACACCCCUCACAGCGGUGAUGCCCACUUGUUACAGAGAACAUUGUAACCUUGAGCAGCUGAUGCCUGCUGUGUUCACAAAUUCAGCCCAGCCGGCUCCAGAAGCUCUCUAAUUAUCUGCCUCAUUACGGGGGGGAGCUUUUGAGACAUCAAGGUCUUCUGUCAACGCUCCACAAAAGCUGUCCACUGAAUAAUGAAACGUAGAGGUCUCAGCCGGGUAAUGAAAAGUCCAUAUUAAUUGGAGUAGCACAGUACGGUCCUAUAUCACGUAAGACAUUGUCCUAUCAUUUGGGGAAUUUCCUCACACUUUUUUGGCUCCUGCAGUGAUUGUGUUUGACUUAGAGACGAAGCACUCGCCCACCAGGCUGCCUCUCUGCAGGGUUAUUUGAGGUUACUGAACUGUUUCAUGCAUACAGUUCAUAUGUAGGGGCGUGUGUGAAUCCUAUUAGCUGUCCAAGUAUCACUUCUAAUUAAAUAAGGGUGCUCUCGGCCAUCGUUAUCUUUAGCCACUCUCAUCAGUCGCUACCAAACAAUCAUUCAGUCUUUACUCUUGAUAAAUGUUUACUCAAGACUCCUUAUAGAAAGAGUGGGCAGGUCUAGACUGAGCUUAUCAAUAUCAUGACAUAGCAAGACUGAAAGUGUCUCCAUGUUUUACAGACCGAUGAUGAUUUGAAAGGAUGUUUGUUUGAGCUGCAGGGGAUCAGAGUGAAGGAGAAAAAGGAACUACAAGACCCCUGGGGAGAAAGAUCACACGUUUUACAGGGUGGACUCGAUUUAGCAGAGUAUCUGAUGUAGGGUUUUCAACGAAUAUUCUAAAUUUAAAUAUAUUCAAAUAUGUAAAAAAAAAACAAGAUUUGAAUGUGAAAAUUAAUAUUCAGCGGGAAAAAACUGAGCAGGAAAAAACAGAAAAAGAAAAAAAAACAGCGGCUGCUUUGUGAGUGAGCAAUGACGGGUCAGGGACGGGUCACAGGAGCUGCACCUGCAGUCAGACUCAACAAAAACUGUGCAGAGAGAGAUGGCGGGAUGUUUGGAGCCAAACUCGGAGAGAGUGGUAUGGAUUCCAACGAACUUUAGAGGCUCUGUUUGGAAAUUCUUUAGAUUUUGGGCAGACAUGGUAGACAGCAAAAAUGCAGAGCGAGAUAAAGUUAUGCAAGCUGUGUAAGCUAGAUAUUCGAAUAUAUUCGAACCUAUGUGUUAUUUUUAGAACGAAUAUUCGAAUGUCAUUUUAGAGCAAUUUUGACAGCCCUAAUCUGAUGUGCUGCUCAGUGUAGUAAACAGUGGAGUAUCAGACCUUGAUGUCUUUCCCCUCGUUUUAAAAUACCUCAACCCUCCAGUUUAACACCCUGAAGAAAGUAAAAGACUAUAAAAAUUGAAUAAAGUUACAAAAACUAUUAUCAUUUUUAAACUAUUUCUUUGUAUAAGUAGUUUGGUGAUGAAAUGAAUGUUUCCAUACUGACAUACUGAGUCUAGAGAUCUGCUGUCGGCCGUGGACUCGCAGAGGACCGCUGUAUGAAACAACUUACUCUCAGAGUUCUGUGCUGUUCAGCUUGGGGUCCCUCAGGGCUCCUUCCUCGGCCCGCUGUUGUUUUCACGGCACCUGGCACCAGAUUCAUAAACUGAUCAUUUACAAGUGUAUAUGCCAGUUGUUGCAGGAAAUAAAUCCAAUACACCCAAACUUGAGACCUGUCUCACUUGCUUUCUUAGACUUUGUAAUUAUAGUAGUAAUAAAUUUUAUUUAUAAAACGUGAGAUAGGUGGGGGCCAUGUUGUUGUUCAGUGAUUUGUGGGUGAGAAGGAGGAUUUUGAAUUGUAUACGGUGUAAGAUGGGGAGCCGGAGCAGUUUUUGGGGGACAGGAGUUCUGAAUGUAUUGGAGUUUAUUGAGGACUUUAGAUGAUGACCGGUAUGGGAUGCUGUCGCAGUAAUCUAGUCUGGAUGAGUCUCUUUGUAGUCUUUAAACUUUGUUCCUUUACUUGGCUGAGAUAAAAGUGAUGGGUAUCGGUCCAUGAGGAUGAUAUUUUACUGUUGGAUGUGGUCGAUGGAAGUUCAAAUGCUUGGGCACUUUGCUCUUAGGUGAUGGCUUUCUGAGUGUACCCAAGGUCAGAAAAUAGAUGGUCAUUGUGUGAGUAGGCUCUGUCAUACAGUUUAUUAUCUCUUUGGACAGAGUUUUAUUUUUAGAGUAAUGACAUCCAGAAAGGAGUACUUCCAGUCCUCUCACAGGCUGUGUUGGUGAUGGGUUUGAAGAUUUGUCUCAGAGCUGAAUGGCUGUGUGUCAGAAUGGAUGAUAAACUUUGGUCAUCAGCACUGGUGGAGUUUUUGCCUUGCUCUCAUAUCCACUCUAACCCUGACGAAACCAUCAAUAAAAUGGUUCAUCCACAUCAGCAUUUAUUAGAUAUGAAACAUCCACUGCGCAGAAGUGCCAACUGAGGCUCCUCAGUUUCAGAAAACCACAAAUCUAGAGUCAGAGUUGGACAUAAAAACAGGUUUUGGUGGUUUGAAAAUCAUUCAAACUCUAUAGGUGAUUGAAAAUGGUGUAAAGAGAGUUAAAUAUAAAAUAUUAACUUUUCUGUUUUGUCAACAUUUUACACAGCAUCUCAACUGUUAUUGAAUUGAGGUUGUUUGUUUCCUCACUUCCUGCCUGUGGAAGAUACGGUGGAAUUGAGUUAGGCGUCAUGGUCAACAAUUGGAUUUUCCGAGCCAUUUCUUUGCCUCCCAAGGUUUUGUUUGCAAGCGGUCAAAUUAACACAGAAAUGUGGUCGCUCUCAAUUCACAGUUAAAGCGUCUAAAUUUAAUUCAAAUUGAUUCGCUGCCUGACUAGAGUCAAUGUAAGACGCCUCUAAUUUCCCUCAUGAUGCAGCUGUUCAGCCGCUCUUCAAGAUUACUGCGGUAAUAAAACUCAGUCUGUUUUGAAAUUCAAUUCUUCUUCUUUGCAUUAUGAACGCUUGCCUACACAAAGUAACUUCUCCAGGUCUUCUAACACAGUAUGAAAUAACAAAUCUUCUUUGUAAACGCCUUGGCCUCGGGAACUUUCCUCGAGCUGCAUGCAUAAUAAAAAGUGACACAUUUGCUCCCGUCCGUGUGUGAAGUCUCCUGAAAGUGCUUUACCUUUGUUUCAACUCACUUCAAGCCAACACCUGCCCACUGUGAGGUUUGGAAAGUGAGCAGCAGGUGGACCACGCUGAGUUUUUUUUGUGCUGUUAUUUUCUAUUCAAGGUUAUUUUUUGGCAGUCAGUUGUUUUUUUUAUGCUUUUGAGAAGAAAAGGAAAAAACUGGCUUUUUAAACCUACUGCAAACUUAGAUUUAAAAAAAAGACGAGGAAGCUUGUUUUUUCCAUUCUGUGUGAACUGCCUUGUGUGAACCAAAUACAAGCUGCGGCUCUUUCAGAUUGUUUGUGUAGAAAUAAUGAAUCUGGAGACAAUAAUCAGACAUCUCAGUAUGAAAGUAAAACAAACAACUAAACAUAGUGACAUUAACAAGCAGCGAAGUGAAGCAGCCGGUGCCGCUAAACCAUUAUUUUCUGUUCUGAAACCUGCAGCAAAACAUCACAGACACAAAUCCAAACACACGAGGGAAAUUUUAACCGAAUAUGUUGUAUUUUUGUGAAGUUUUCUAAAAGGUCGGCAUUUAAUUUGGCGCUCCCUGAGAAAAAUGUUCUCCGACAACACCAAGCAGUGAAAUCGGCCUCUUGAUUCAUCAGUUUAUCUCUCCUCUGUAUGAUUUAAGGACAAAUUGCUUCAGGAGUCAUUUCACCUAAAUCUGUACCCCAUUUCUUCUUGAGACAAAUAAAGCACCACUUUUACACAGAAAACAUGCAGAAACAAAACCUUCGGUGAUUCCUGUGUUUUAAAUGCAUUCAACCAAACAAUUCAGAGCUGUCACUGUGGAUUUCUGGUUUGUCACAUGAUUGUUUUCUUAAUUUGGAGGAAAAUUGGUCAAUUAAAACAUAAUUUUCACAUCAAUCAAUAAUGAACAUAUUACCGUGUGCCGUCUCUAGAUGAGCCAAAACGCACAAUGAGGCAGCCUCCACUCUGUUAUUAGUUUGCUAUCAUGUGGGUGUUCUUAUUUAUAUUGGGGACUGUGAUUUAGAAAAAAAAAACUGAAGAAGCAGGUGUCAAUAAAUCCAUAUGUGCUCAUGUGAGACAUAAUGACAGUACUGACAGGUCAAUCUAAAGGGUUUAUUUACAGUCACAGCCACAGUGUGCUUGUAAGUCGCGUCGAGAGCCUGAGACGGAGUGACGCGGUGUGAAGCUUUUGUUUGCUGCAGUAAUCAAUAACAUGCUGCUCUCUUGGAAGUCCAAUUUAAGAUUCUUAAAAAGUGCAAUGAAGUGAGAGAUGCACCGCAGCACAUGUCGUCAUCCCCCCCCUCACGCUUGCUUUACCUACUCAAUUCCUGCUUGAGCUGAAGAUCCCUCUCCCUCCAUUUCUCCCCCCCUCUGUUUUCGUCCCAAUAAUCCAUUCUCCUAUCCAGGGCGCUGCUAUUGUGCAGUGCGUGAAGUGUGCAGCUUUGAUGAUGUGUCCUUUAUUUAAAACAUGCAUCUGCUAUGGGUAAUUAAAGGCUCCACUUACUUUGAUGAGGACGAGUACCCGGACAAAUAUGCACACCAACACUCUCAAACUGCUGCCCCAUCAUGCAUGCAUGCACACAGACACUUUACCUCUCAGGCGAAUCCACAGCUUCCUCCGGCUCGUAACAUCUAAAUGCAUUUGUGGAGUGCAUAUGAUGAAGAGCGUGAUAUUAGCAAAGCACUGCAGAAAUGCUAUCCUUCCUCCUGUUCUAGAGAUAGCAAACAAGAGACAGGAGCAAAUACACUCAAGCCGCUCUACAAUAUCCCAUCACAUUAAAGCUGCAUAAAUAACCAGAUUUCUCAUUAAAACUGAGGCUCUUCAGAAAUGUCAAUCAUGAAACAUUCACUGUGGAGUAAACAGAGCAUAAAAGACUUCAAAAAUGGCAUCAAGCUUCAGGUAGCUGUCAGCGAUUGUUUCCUUAUCAGUGACUCAACCACCUAAUUUCUUCGCUUAUCCAUGGCUGACAGUGUUGAAAACCGGCAAAGGAACAAACUAACUACGGUUGUCUCCCCAGCAACACUAUCCAGCCACUCAGGGAGAUGCCAGAUUUUUCCAAGCCAGCUGAGUGAACAAUCCCUUCAGCUCAUUUUGGGUCCACCCCAGGGUCUCCUGCCAGUCUGACAUGCCCAGGAACCCAGGAAAGGAAAGAGCUUUGGAAGUGUCCUAAUUGGAUUUCAAAAUCACUUCGUCUGGCUCCUCUUUAUGUAAAACACCAGCAGCUGUGCUCCAGAAUCAUUUUGGAUCUCUGAGCUCCUCGUCUUAUCUCUAUCUCCCAGCCCAGACACCCUGGAGGAAACUCCUCUGUGCUUCUUGUAUCCAUAAGCCUGCGCAGAGACCACAACCACACAACUGAAAGAUGGAUCAACUAGUCUUCAUCUUCUGAGUCAGUUGAUCUUUUCUCUAUCACCUCCACUUUGUAGAGUAACUCCCUCCCAGCUGUAUACACACUGUUGUAUUAAACACAAUUGGGUGGCGUUUGUCUUUUCCUGCCCCUGUGGCUGGUGCACUCAUCGACUUAUAUGGAGUCCAAGUCCACAUGGUAGGGCUUGGAUCAGGCUGCUGGAGCUGUGGUGCUGUCGUCCCUGCCCUUUCACUAAUGAUACACUCAUUUACCUCAGUCAUAACCAUAGACUGUAUAUAGAAUGGAUGCUGUCUGCCUCCUCGCUGGGUGAAGCCACCGCAAGAACAGCCCCCUCUGGUGACAGGCUGCAGUAUAGGUCAUAAAUACCGCCUCCUCUAGGACAAACUUUAGAAAUUUAUUACACAGAAUAUAAAUUGUUCUUCCCCCUACUUGAGAUGUUGACAUGUAGUUACUGUAAGAUUUUUAAUAUUUAAAAAAUCAAUUUCUAAAAGUUAAUAGGGGGUUCGCUUUUUCUAUGAUUGACACUUGAUAUAGCCUUUGGGCGCACAAAGAUUGCGUAGCUCACCCAGGGAAUACGCCGUUUGAGCCGAACAUCAUCACAGCCACUCUCCCGCCAAAUGCGUACAACGCUACUGCGCAAUGUUGCUUUCAGGAAAUGGGGAAAAAACUUGGAAAUACCGAGAGUUGACUGGCAAAAGGCCGAACCAAGUUGUCCAUAGUAUAUAUGGUCAUCACAUGAGGAAGAAGAGUCAGUGCAGUCUGUAACUCCUGUUGGGAAAAGCUUAGCUGAAGUAGUGUCUCUUAGCGUUCCCCCUUGACUGUGCUAAUCCAGUUUACACUGUGCUGCAUUUGACUGCAGAGCUGUUAUUUAUGGCAUUCGACAAAUCAGGGGUUUUUAUUUUCAUCCAUCUUUUCAAAACGUCUAUGCUCUUACCCCAAAUGGAGCAGUCAUUGCCUCAGACUUGGAGGUGCUCACUCUCAUCUCAACCGCCUCAUAACCCUCUGGAGGCCACAACUGCAUGCUGCAGCGAAUAAAACCACAUCAUCUGCAAAAUGUUGAGUCGAGAGUUCAAGGUUUCCAAGUUUAUCCUGGCGGCGGCUUGACAUCUUCUCAGAACUACUUGGACUCCGAUCGUCCAGUCCUCAAAUAUUCGUAGACACAGAGCCUGCCCCUGUGAGUGGACACUUGAGUACUGCUGGAGUAUGAAGCAAAGGGACUGCCAAAGUGAGAGGAGUUGAAAUUCUUACCAAAGAGUUAAAAGGUGUUCGCCGGUGUUUUCAUCUGCAGGCUGACUCCUUGUUAUAUUCCCUCAAGAAGUCGUUAAGCCUUCAAACGGUUUUCUCCUGGGUUCUAAUGAGACGAUAUGGAGGCCUCAUAUGUCUUCAUGAAUUCAAACAGAAAUGAGCACAAUGAUUAAAAUGUUGUUUUUCACAUCUUUAAGAUGCCUCACAGCCCUUUGAGUUAAAGCACCAACUUAUAAAAAAUUUAGACAUGAUGGUUCUGGAAAUCUCAGCUGGUCUGAUUCUGAAAUCCAGGGCUUAGAAAUGCCAUUGAGGAGAGCUCGAUUAAAAAAACAAAAAUAAAAAAUCUCUAAUACAAACUUAAUUCCAUGUUGCAAAGAGGAGAAUUGAGAAAACGGUCUGACGCAUUUCAGCUCUUUUAUAAUUGACCAUUUCAACCAUCCUUGAUCUGAGUUCAUUUAAGGCAAAUCCAAGUUUGUUGGUCCUUUGAGGUAAGUGCAUUUACUGUGACAAGCUACUGAAUCACUCCCCCUCUCCCAAGUGUCCUCCUUCAUUUUCUAAUUUCCUGAGUUUUAUGAAACAAGCAGGCGUAGGUCAGCAAAAAUGUCUCCCAACGGUCGGAAAUGAUAAAACCUUAACGCCGAUAUUUCAACUCCCUGCACUCCACACCUCUAAUCGGAUCAUUUUCGGUUGACUUUAUAGUGACUGUGGGAGAAUAUUUGGUGAGGGAAAAAUGUCAAAUCCUCCUUGUACCAUCAGUGUGUUUGUGUGUGUGUGUGGAUGUCGGUAUUUCUAUUUGAUGUUUGAUUGCUCUUUUGUAGGCUACCUUCCUCUCCCUGCAUUACUGUCACAUCAUUUGGCUUUUUAUUUGUCUUGUAACCUUUUGGAGAGAAAAGAGGGAGUCAGAAUCACUGCUCUGUUUUCACUUUACUGCUUUGCCUUUCUCCUGGUUAGUUUGAAGGUUUGACUUUCUUGUGUAAUAAUUGAGGUUGGCUGUGUUUGCAACUGGCAUGCUAAAUAUAUCAAGAAGUCUGCACUGUGCUUUAGCAUAGAAGAUGUUGGCAGAAAUCCAGUAUCUUGCAUUGAUUUUGGUAGUCGGCUGUUUGUGAAGUGAUUAAUUGACUAAUAAUUGAUCAGUUGCACAAACACCAGCGCUUUACUGUGUUAAUGUAGCCAUCAGCUUUAAAGGGAUAUUCCGAGAUAGACAACCCUGGUCAACCACCGAGUGCAGCUGAAAAUUUAUUAUUAUUACUUCAUGGAAAUGCAAUCGGACCAAAACGCUAACACCAAUUUCCACCACAUUCAGAACGGCUCUGAUCCAGAACGGCAGCACGAAUUUCGUGGCAGAUUACAGACAGCGGGAAUCGCGAGAACUCACAAGAACCAGCGGAUUCACAUGCAAUCGCGCGAUAAGGGGUUGUCUCUAUAAAAACAGCCACAUAACCAUAUAAGCAGUAGAUUGUGUCCUUCCAAAGGAGGAAAUCCACUUCUAGACUUCUAAAACCAGCAUCUCCUCAUCCAUGGUGUCACAUGGAUGAAUAGCUGUCUUAAAACCUUUCACUUUAUUUUGUGUCUUUGCCCGACUUCCUUUCCAGCACUGACUAAUCUAUGCUGAUUUUAUACGGCAUGCUCCGGCGUCUGGAAAACAUAGAACUCUUGCGAUCAGCUGCUGGUGUCCGAUAAUCCGCAGUGGAACAGAAAGAAGCCGGUGGAAAUUGGCACAUUAACUUGAAUGGUUACGAUCAGCUGCGAUCAGCGGAUACGGCCUUUUUAUAGCCAUUCCGGAUGCGGUGGAAAUUGCAGUUAAGGCAAAAGAACUACCCCGUCUGCAGUGCACAUACAAGAUACACAAGAACUCUGAUUGCAUUUCCAGGAAGAAGUGUUGAUAAAUGUUCUUCCUUGAGCUGCGAAACUCCGCUGCACUCGGUGAUCGACUCGUCAGGGCUCCUCCACAAACAAGAGGCUGCUGGAGGAGAGUGGGUGAGUUGUGUUUGGUCUUUUUGCUUAAGAAAUUAAGCGAAUAUUAAAAUAUGUUUGAUGGCUUGGACCCUAUAUGUACUGUUGAUGAAGUUAGGUGCUGUUCUGAGCAUUAUUUGUGGCGUUUUGGUUGUGGUUUGCGUGUGGAGAGGUAGACCGCUGUGUAUUGCUAUUGUGAGGUCAUUACUAAAGUUGGUAUAUCUAGAGAAGCAAGCAGUCGGCAACAUUCAUCUCUCGAGGGGGUGUCAAACUCGGUGUUACGGUGUGUUUGACCAUAACUUAAAUUUACGCCGGAAUAUCCCUUUAAGUUCAGCGUUACAUUUUGAAGCCCACACACCUGUUUUUGUCGUUGUUUUAACAUAAUAAGUGCUAAUGUCAGAAAGUGGAUUUUGGUGGUGUGUAUUUGGUGAGAUCUAUUUUAUGAUUUGCACACAGACUCUUCAUUAACUGUGUUGAAGAUGCCAUACUUCUAGACUUAAGGGUGAAGAUGUUGCAUCAGCCGCUGCCGCUCUGCUUUGUUUUUUUUUUCACUCUCCUUCCAUCCACUCGUUGCUGUUUCCAUGCAUAACUCUCAGCAGAGGAGGGACGACUGUAGGAUGAUUCACUCCUCAGCAACUCAGCCCCAGAAAACGACGUCACAUCCACUCGAAGCAUGAAAAACAAACAAGAUAGAAAUACAGAUAAUUAAAUUCACUCUGCGGCUGAUUUUUCAUCUUCAUUGCUUAUUAAGUUAUUGAUUCAGCAUGUCAAAAUAUUUCCAUUAAGAUAUUUGACAUCCCACCCAGGGUCCCCUUUUGAUUGGAAAUUAUAUGACCUUGAUUAUAUUGACACCAGUGAUGAAGUUUCACAGACAAGAAGCAAUUAAAACAUCAGUCAAAAUCUCUGUCGGUCUGUGCACAGAGAAAACCACACUGGUUUUAUUCAUGUAUUUACUUCUUGUAUCCUUACACCUCUUAGCUGUGAAAUUCAAAGAAAUUUUUUCAAUAUAUCAAAGUCCUGGAACAUUAAAUACACUUAUAAUUAAAAAUAAAGCAUAUUUGCCCAUGAACGUGACAUUUAGUCUUCAUUUAAUGCUCCCGUCUUCUGGUUUGUAUUCCAUCUUGAUGCAUCACAUCUCAUUGUAUCAUGGUGUUGCAUUGUAAAGCAUCCCACACAUAUAUUGAAUUUUGUGAUAUCGAAUUCCAGCGUAUCAGAUCAUAUAGUAUGAGGGGAUAAAUAUAUAAAAGCGACUUUUAAAUGUAUACAGAGAAACAAUACAGUCAGCCCACGGUUCAAUGCAUAUGUUAGGUUCUUAGUUCUUUUCAUUUUAGGCAAUUUUUCCUGAUGUAAUUCUAAUCUGGUAUUGAUAGUAAUGUCUUAAAAAUGUGAAAUAUUGCUUCCUAAUCCCUGCGCUUUGACUGACAGGGACACACAAACUCAGAAAAUGAUAAAUGAAAGCUGAAAAAGGUCGUUAAUAAGUCCUUAUACUCUAACAUCAUGUUGAGAUUUAUAGUAUUUCUAAUUGGAUGGUAUUGUCACCACGGGGCAGCUUUGCCUGUUAGAUCCAGUACUCUUAAAGAGGGAAUGAAAUCUCACUUUUAAUUGCUUUUACUUUUCGUUAUGAUUGGCUGCACCAUCCAGAGCCACUCUUUGAGAAGCAGCUGUGAUUUUAUUCUCAUUAUACAAACACAGAGAGUGAUGGAAAUAACUGUCUGAAGAAGACGGACUGAGAGGUUGGGGUUUUUGAGGAGAGAGGUUAAAAUCGUUCCAGUUUUUUUCCUCCUAACAUCUGACCCUUUAACGUGUAAAGUUCUAACUGUGCUCCUGAAAUUGUUCGAUUCAGAGAGGAAAAAUAGUCUUGGUAAAGCUCCAUUCACACAUUUUCAAAUAGGUGGGUUAUUUUUUUUGCUCUCAAACCAUCUUACCUGCUCUCUAUUUAAAGCGCACUGGUGCCUCGUAGACAGGGCCACACAGUUUAUCCUCGAUCUUGAGAUUUCUGUCUCAAUGUCCCUCUGAAAGGUUCAUAUUUGUGGUUUGGUUUAUUUCUGUGCAGAUAUUUUCGACGGUUCAUUUUCCUCCUUCUCAUCAUCAUUGCUAAUUUUAAACAUAAAUGCCUUCUCAUUGAGCGCCGCUCCAUGUAGAGGCAGUCAUACUUUUGUACCACUGUUACGGUUUGCAUCUGUGGGCGGUGAGAUAGUCAUGGCUGUCAUGCAGCAUUCAGUCUGAAAACAUGUGUUGAAAUUUGCGGCUGGCCUCUGGUGAGCCUCGUCCUGAGUGUGACUGUGAAACAGGAAAAGGAUGUAGGGGGGCGUACGAGGACAAAGCCUAGUUUAUGACUCAGUUGUCCUGGAUUUUAGCUGAUGAGCAGAUUUUGGUGCUUUUUUUCCCCACAUGCAAUAGAUCAGACUUGCCGACAGUGUGCAAAAUUUAAACUACUCCCAGCCAGAAGUGACGUUUCAAUCAUUAAAUAUCUGGUGAAAAAUGUUGCCAUCACUCUGCCGUGUGAAACAUUGAAGAGGUGAAGCUGAGAUUUAGUGCACAGGUAUAAUUUUCUCUCCAGUCUUCAAUCACCCUGACACUUUUUGUUGACCUGCUUUUUGUCAAACACCAUUUAGGUAUUUAAUGGAUGGAGCCGAAUCGAGCUCAGAGAGCGAGAUGGAGAUAGAUGAAGACAGCGAAGAGGAAGUGACCAGGAAGGUAAAUCUGUUCGUUUUAAUGAGCCUGUGAAAAAAUCCUGGAUGAAACAUUCAGUCAGAUUAAAUCCUCCUUUUAUUGAUCUUCCUCAGACUCCACAGAAGCAGGAGAGACAAGCAACCCCGAAAAAGACCCCCAUAAAGAGAGAGGAAGAUGAUGAGUACGGAGCCUCCACUGAUGUAGAUGAACCAGGUUUGCAACAAACCGCUUUAAUACAGUUUUUACAGCUUGAAUAAAAGAGAAAGAGAGUAGUUUUUUCUGAAAGGUGGCAGGAGGAUAACAGCCUCUAAAAGUCCCAAACUGCUUUUGACUGGACUUUUUUGGCAAUACUCCCGCUGAGACAUGCCGAUGGACAGGUGUAAAUGAGAGGGGAGGACGAGGGAGGUUGACCCACGGAAAAGGUGACGUGGAGAAAACGAGGAAAUGACAACUGAGCUCAAAGAGGCACUCAAAGUUUAGAAACAACGUGUUUGGAAAGGAAAACAGACAAGAAUGAGAUUCCUCUGUGAGCCGAGGACCAAACAAGCCCGCUCUUAAAUUCGUACAAGGCCAGCUAGUUUACCUAAGCGCCGUUUUUACACUUAGAAUGCUGUCGGACAAACCUCCUAUGAGUGAGCGCGCAAAGGAAAACCUAAGGUGUCCGAAUUUUAAUGACAAAUAGAAAUAACUAAACAUAAUUUAUCCAUUUAGUUAGGGCUGGGCAAUGACCCGAAAAUUUACAGAUACCGAUAUUUAUGUCAAUAACCGUCAUCAUUUUGCUCAUAUUGUUAAAUUUGGUGUCAAAAAAUGAAUAAAUAAAAGUUUGUUUUGGACGUGUGUAGGUAGGCUAUGGUCUCAUGUCCCUUUUAAGAUGCUGUCCUACAUCAGAGACGUGACUCCACCCCAUCCAGUCUGUAACAAAGAGGGAAAGACAGGUGAGGAGAUGGAGGAUAGUUCAAAAGUUGUCGCAGCUGAAGUAGACAAAGUUAAUGUGGGAGGGGAUGAGCAGCUUGUGGAGUAGUUAUCGUCCAUUUAUCGUUAUCGAGGUGAACUGCUCAAUAUAUCGUGAUAUUGAUUUGAGGCCAUAUCGCCCAGCCCUACAUUUAAUCUGAGUUUUCACAGAAUAGAUUCAAAAGCAAAGAUUCAGAUCAUCUGGCAUUUUUUUAUGCAAGCUGACAAACUUUAAAUAGUCUGAAUCGUAAGUUUUUGGUGUUUGCAACUUCAAGGAAAAUAACAGAUGAAGAAAAAAAGACACUGAGGUAGCAGACGCUGGCAAAGCUCCAGUUAUAUUUUGAUUCUAUUUAAAGAGGUCUGACAUAAGAUAAUAUCAUCUGUUAUACCUUUAGGAAGUUUCUCUGGCAUUUAAGGAGUGCACAGACUCAAACAGAUUUCAGAGCACUGGUUGCCAUUUUUAGCGAGCUGUACUUUAAACUGAAGUAAUCUCAGCGCCGUCUGAUUAAUCUUUCUAAGUGAAGCUCCUGUGAGUACUUCCAAUCUCAAGACUCUUUUAGUGCCUCCUUGUAGACAAGCCAGAAUCUCUUUACUGAGCCUUUCUCAGAUGUGUGAAAGUCUUCUGAUGCUCAUCUGCAUCCACCAAAACACGAGCGCUUGGGUCAGAGUCUCUCCAAAUUCCUGUCUGCCACAUAUUAGCGGCAUACCUAGCGUUCUGCUACUGCAGGGAAUUUCUUAGUGAAGAGUCCAGCAGCACAGACUGACAUCCAUUGUGGCCUGUAACUCAAACAACCUCACUUCAAAAUGCUGAAAUAUCCAUUCAGUGCCAGGAACAUUUAUGUAAUUUUCAUCCAGUGCCAUUAUUGACUGUUAUAGAAAUUUCUGUGUCUUACAGGACCCACAGAGUAUCUUGUGCUCAAACUAGAAUUAAGUGCAAUAUCUCGAAAGAAAGGCGCGAUUUUCUUCAGAAGAAAAUUCUGUACCUCAAGCCUGUGUUUAGAUAUUACCUGCUCAAUGCAGCGCCGUCAUAUCAUCUUUGCAGAUCUAGAAAAAAAAAUCUGUGAAAAACACAUUUUUACGAAGGAGAGACUUCUGUUUCAUUUCACUUCAAACCACUUUACUGGUGGCAUCAAAGUCCUCCCUCCUAGGACAGCGCUCCUCAUCACUCUCCAGAUCCGAUUGUGAAAUGUCACUCUGUGAUGGCUGGGAGUCAUAUUGGUUCUCGAGAACCUGACGCCGCGACAUAAACCACACGGACUGCUCGCAUCCUUCUCGCUGAAAUCCAGCUCAGUCUCGCUCACCAGUACUGGCACCCAACUAACCAACCCCAGCGGCACAACGACAUGCUGGAAAAUUAUUUCUUAGAUUGUCUGCUGACGAUGUGAAGGUCCGGGUCCAGAGAGGGUAGCACCGCUCCCACAAGAGCCGAUGCGCCAAGACCGUUUGCUCUUGGCUAAUGACUUCGGCAUUUUCCUACUCUCAAUUGGCACACUUCUCACUGGCGAGUACUUGUUUUUUGUUAUUGUAACAUGGCCAUGACAAAUUUCGGCUUUUUUUUGUGCGUUCAGAACGAAACUUAGUCGCAUGUUGGGGAGGAGCGCCCUCUGGUGGAAAACAGAAAAACUGAAAAAUCCAUCAAAAUCCGUCAAUGGCACUGAAUGAGUUAACAUGUCCCUCACUGUGAAUCUUAGCCGUAGACCGAGUCAAUACAGGAUCUGACAGAACUUGUAGUAAAAUAAAAUCACGUUUCACAGAGUUUCUGUCUUCUACGAUGCCUCAAGGUUCCUCAUAUGGAGUCAAAUUAAAUCAGGGAGACAAGAAAAUGCAUUUUUCAGUCACUAAGAGGGAAACAUUUAAGGCAAGAAGUCUCCCUUACUUUCAAAUUGAACACAGCAGCAUUGAUUAGAAAGCAACAAAAAUCUUUUGAAUUCAUUCCUACGUUUAUUUCUUGCUCAUCUGUGUUUCUGGGAUCCCUCGGCUGAAUUGUAAUUGGUUACAGCCUGCGGGAAGAGAUUCACUCCAUAAGCUCAGAUAAGUAAAGAGGGAGGGCGGGCAGCACUCGAGCUGAAGAGGGGCUGAGCAGAUUGAGAGGGGCAGGAGGACGGGUUCGAGAAGGAAAAAAAAGGGACACCUUUAUGAAUCACUUGUUAAUAAAUGAGUUGAUGAUGACGCUGUGAAAAAUAAGGGGGGGGGGCUGCAGGCGCCGUUUGAGGAAAGAAAGUGAGACGUAAUCAAUGUGAAGGGACUUGUGCAUGAUUCUCAUUUCUAUGUUAAUGUGAGGCCAGAAGUAAAGUGGCGCGGUGCAUCAGUGAGGAGACACAACAAACAGCGAGCACACACAGGGAGACGGCGUUUUAAUAAAGGCUUCUUCUCCAUUUGGCCCCGACGGCAGAUUAUCGUUACAGGCACAGCAAGCCUUUGAAGACUGAGUUCAGAGAAAGUUCCUGCUGUUUUUGCUUUGUUUUUAAAAAAGGACCUGAUGUGCUGCAGCAACAUCGACUCCAGGAAGAUUCAACUCCGUCAAACAACCACAAAUAUGAUCAGAUCGAGUCUUUGGUGUAUGUUUGUUUGUGUAAACGAAUAUCAGAUAACCUUUUUUGUACAAACCUACAUAAAAAUUUUAACUUCCUUCUUUGUAAUCAAGACCUUCUCUGACAUUUGAGUAUCUCCGUCUGAAGGUCACACUGUCCACACUGACGAAUCAAAACUUUCUUUCACAGGAGAGGAAGAUGAUGGAUCCGCUGUGGACACGGAGGACGAGCUUCAGAGGUAAACAAAACCAGAAAUGUCAAUGAUGCUUACAGAAAAAUUGUUUUCUUGCAUCCUCUACGGUUUUUGAUUCCACAUUAAACCAGUGAUUCUGCUCCAACUUGCAGAAUUUUGGUGUAAACAACGCCUCAAUCAGCACGAUGUGAAGAAAGAAAUUUAGAAAUAUUUACUGAUUCCUGGGCUGAGCUUAUCUGCUGAUAUCCGAUACUGAUCCAAUACUACUGUUGAAUGAGUGAACUGUUUACCUUGCCCUGUGAGUGAAAGCAUGAGGGUUGACAUUAGCCUUGUUAAAAAAAACAAAUUAACACAGAUAUAAAGGUACUAAUGUGCAUUAACAAAGAACAAAUUGCACAUUAGCAGCAAAAAGAAGACUCCCAUGUAAACAUUUAGAGCAAAAGGAAAGACAGACAUCGAAUAUAGAGCGAACAGAAUCGCUUUGUUGCUGUGUAUGAUAUUAAAAGAAAAAAAAGACAGGAUCGGCGUCAUUCAUCAGAUAUCAGAUCCAGUUAAUUUGUCAAUAUCAGAGCUGAUAUCCAAUCCAAAUAUUGGAUCGGUGCAUCCCUAAUCCAAACGUGUUUUUCUUUCAUAUUUUGAUCUCCAAGAAAAGCCGUUUGCAAACUCCUAAGUCUCACAGGGAGAAGCUGCUCGCACAGGCGAUCUGAAAUGUGGCUCCAACAAAUUUUACACUCACAGAAGUCUUUUAAGAAGCUUCUUCUGUCCUCUGGCUGAAAAGAUGUAACAAACAUUCAGAAAACCGCGUUUAUAAAUGUUGAAGAUAAACGUGCUGCUCGUCUGUUGUUCCUUUGUUGUCGUUUCUAUCAGCGAUUGAUUUUGUUGUUUUUCUACGGUACGUGCCAAAGGUGCAACUUCAUCUUCACCCAGCUCAAAGAAGCAUGCUGUGAUGUUUAUUAUCUGUGGUUCAGGUUGAGAUGAGCAUUUGUGAUGAGAGGGCUGGAGCCAGACUAAGUCCAAGUUUGACAGUUUGUUGAGUAUAUAAAACUCUUAAUAUCUACAUCAGUCUUCUGUCCUCUCUACUCUUUCAUAAAUGAAGAACAUAAAUAUCCAAACUUAAUUAGUCUGCUGCUUUUCAGCUGUGAUUUUUGUGACACGUAUCAACUUGUAAAUAACAGGGAGCACAGGUGCGUCUCUGAAAGUUCUUUAGUUUUCUUUGACUGCAUAACUGAAAGAGGAGUCUAGACAAGGCGAAGAAACGAAGGCCACAAGCUGAGGUUUGACUGAAUCAUCUCCCAUGAAUGAUGACCAGCAGCUCCCUUUUUUGUCUCUUUCUAACAGAGUGGAGAAAGAGAGCAGACAGAAGAAAGCAGCUGUGGGAAAGACGGUGAAAGAAGAGGAUCCAUACGGGGGGUCAACUGAUGAAAACACAGACGCUGAGGCUGAGCAGGAUCAUCCCAUCCCAGAGCUCCCGGGUCUGUCUCCUCUUUGUGUCCUCCUGAUUCUCUUUAUCUGUACCUGCUCUUUUCACAGGAACAGGUGUCCUGCUUUCACAAACUAUCACGAACACUGAUAGAAAGUAAUUGCAGGGCUUUCUGCCUCGCAGGAACAUCACACACACACCAAACCAUCUUCUCUUCUGUUUCUUUCACCCUCGAACAAAGAGCACCUGUAAUCACUCCUCCCACACACUCUCGGUCAUUAACUCCUAUUUUUUUCCCAAUCUUCGUGUUUUUUCUAGAUUUCCUGAGCGGGAAGCGCUUCUUCCUUUACGGUAAAUUCCCCAACAAUGAGAGGCGUCUACUGCUGAGAUACAUAGUCGCCUUUAACGGGUGAGUCACACUCAUGGAAGUUCAUCAUGAAAACACUUAAACUCACAGUAAAGAGAAAAAAAUACAGGAAAAAAAGUCAAACUCUUCUUUGACAUGUUUGUUAACUUUGCUCCAGAGCUAUCGAGGACUACAUGACGGAGAAGGUCCAGUUUGUGGUGACCAGCGAGGGAUGGCAAGACUCCUUUGAAGACGUGAGUCGACUUUUUCCUUUCCAUCCCCUCCCCUGAAGUUAACAGUCGCCACGUUUACAUGUGCAAAGUUUCUUGAUCCGAUUAAAAAUUUAAGGGAUUGGAUAAUCCGAAUCCACUGUUUAUAUGGGCGCAAAUUCAAAUAAUCUGAUCAUGACGUGCGUAGACAUGCACCAAGUUUUAUUCAGAUUAGAAGCAGUUGGACAUGCGCAGAGUUGUCUAAUUUCACAAAAAAAUGCAGAAGAAGAAGAGUUAUAUUUACGCCUGUGCUGUCAACAAACCAACAAACACAGUAGUGGCUUACUCCAUCCAAUUCAGGAUUCACCGCCUUGUUAAAUGUUGUCACUAGAUGGCGCCCUUGCUUACUUAUUUUACCGUUUUGUCAAAGGUUGCUCUGUGCGUGCAGAUGUGACAUCAUUACGCUGUAUGAACGCCUUGUUAUGGUAACAGAGGAGCAGACACGGCGCCCACAAUCGUGUUUUAUGCCAAAGUGUUAAUAAUGAAACCUCCUGAACUAGUUUUAAAGGUUUAAGAGUCAGGUAAGAGAGUCACGAUCAGAAUCAGUGUUGAUUUCGUUGACGAUGACGUUGACGAAAAUAUUUGGUCAAUGUCAUCGUCAACGAAAACAACACUGCAGAAUAUAUGUUUCGCUUUUGACUGAUGAAAUGCUCAUGAAUUUUGCAAUUCUGUUCGUCGUCCACCACUAACGUAAGUCUCGUCAACGUAAACACACAUUCGUCUCGUCACAUUUAAGUCAUCUAAGACUUAUGUUUAGCUCGUCAAAGACACGUCUUCGUCGUGGAAAAAAGGGGCGUUGACGAAAACAACACUGAUCGGAAUAAGUGUUAAUAUAUUCGCAUUUCAGGAUAACGAUCGACAUAAAACACCCCUCUCGAUCGGAAUACAAUUUCUUUCUGUUUGAGCUGAACUGGACCAGAAUUUUCUGAUCGACAUGUUUACCAUGAUGCUUUUUUAUUCCGAUCGAGCGUUUUUUCCGAUUAAUUGUGCCCAUGUAAACGCAGCUAUUGAGAUAUUGACACCCGACACAAAGAUCUGGACUCUCUUCCUGUUUGAACCUUAGCUGGUCACAGUCACAGUGAUUUACACGUGCUGAAAUGACAAAAACAUUUUCCAUUUGAAAAAGAGGCCAAAGGUUGGAAAUGUAAUUCUGACAUUUAAGGUGUUUUGAUUGAUUAAUCAGUAUUGACUUUCACAUUGAUCGACAUCCAGCCGUAGAGUUUCUGUCAUCCUUUCAGCUGCACAGCGAUUGGCUCUGUGAAAAGUCCUUUAAAAGGUGAAUUAGACCAUAAAAUGUCAAAAAUUUACCAUCAAUUUGCUGUUGAUUUAACAUUUAAGGAUAAUUUUGGAAAUUGUUGAGCUGUGAUCAGACAUUACCAUAUCUUAUUAUCGAGAUCUUGAAGGUCCAGAUCUCUGACCAGCUUUUCUUACCUUUACUGUAGCCUAGGAAACCAGCAGCUUUGCUUUAAUGAUCCAAUGUGACACUAUGAAGACAAUCACACCACAGCUAUUCUGGUCCACAGCCUUGUUACUUCACGCAUUGACUACUGUAACUCACUCCUCUUCGGUGCCCCUCACAAAUCCCUCCAUAAACUUCAACUUGUCCAAAACUCUGCAGCCCGCAUUAUCACCAGAACCCCCUCUUUUCACCACAUCACCCCUGUCCUUCAGCAGCUUCACUGGCUCCCCAUCAAGUUCAGAAUCAACUACAAAAUCCUCCUGUACACUUUCAAGGCCAUCCAUAACCUUGCCCCCCCCUACCUCUCCGAUCUCCUCCACAUAUCCACCCCCUCACGCUCCCUCAGAUCCUCCUCCUCCCUCCACCUCUCUGUCCCCUCUGCCCGGCUCAGCACCAUGGGGAGCAGGGCUUUCAGUCGCUCUGCUCCCAAACUCUGGAACUCUCUCCCCCCGGACCUCAGGAACAUGGACUCAUUACCCCACUUUAAAUCCAAUCUCAAAACACACCUAUUCCGAAUCGCAUACUCACUUUAACUGUCUACUUUCACACUUGUAUGUUGUUCUUAUUUAUUUUAAUUAUGUUUCUAGCUGUGUUUUUAUGCCCUGUAAAGUGUCCUUGGGUGCUCAGAAAGGCGCUUUUAAAUAAAAUGUAUUAUUAUUAUUAUUAAUCAAAGCUUUUCAUUACAGCGUGACUGCAGACCCAGAGGCUGCAGAAUCGGGACUGCAGUCCUGGUGCUGCGAUACAAAAGCAUGAUUCAUACUUGAUUAAAGCACAAGCUGGAGGUGCCAUUUCUAUUGUUCUCACAUUUUCCAGUUUCUGGUCCUGCUACAGUCUUUUCUUGACCCAAGUAUGCUUUGAUAGAGCUGGAGCUGAUAAAUGUUGAGCAGCAGUCGAUUUUACGACAAUGAAUUCCAAAAGAAACUGAGAGGAGACAUUGAGGGAGGUGUAUGAAUGAAUGAAGGGCUUUAGUGUGACAAUCUGUAAAUGCAGGCAAUCCAGGAAAUAUAACGCUGCAUACUAAGAUUUUUGAGUUAGUGCACAUUAAGCAGCAUAGAUUUCUGGGUAGUUGAAGGGCUCCAUGGACCUCCAGCGUAUUAUAAUUAUUUCUAUAAUUGUUACUGUAACUAUUGUAAUUAACUGAUCAAGCCAAGUGGAUCAGACAAAUAUGAACGGUAAGUUUGUUGGGCUCUUAUAAGGGACACGGGUGGUGGUCUAGCUGAGACCAGCUGCAGGUUGUUGAUAGGGGAGAUAUGCUUCAUGGUGUCACGAACUGAGAAACCCUCAGAGAAUGAGCCUCUGAGCUAAGAUGUCCUUUUGAUGAUUUUGGCAGCUAAAAUUAUAUGUCUGUUGGUGUCUGGAAACUUCUUAAAUUUGACUUAAAAAAAAAAAACGGGGAAGGAGCGUCGAUAUCGCUCUCAGUGUAAUAACUGACAGCUGCUGUGACUCAUGGAGGAGGCGGUGCUCUUUGAUUAGAGAGCGAGGAUCUGCUCAGGCAGAGGACCAGGGUUUAAUCAACAUUGUCGUUGGUCACCAAUCACCGUGACAUGACUUUCUUUUAACCUCAACUGUGGUGUAAAGGGAAUCAUAUCUUCCUGCACCAAAACAGAUCGAAAAAUACUGAAGAAUUUUCAAUAAGAGUCAACAUGAAGAAGCUUUAAAGUCCUGGUUGAUGAUCUGAGAAGCAGUUGAAAAAAACUGAGCUGUUGAGGCAGAUUUGAAAAAAGCGUCUCCCCCACACACAUACAAACCUCUCCCCUCUGUGCUCCAUGGUAACUCCCCCCUGAACCUGUAUCGCCCUCCCCACGACACACCUCCUCUGGCAGAGCAAGAAGCCGGCCGGCAGGAGAUCCUACGCUAGCUUCAAAUCGGAUUCACCAUGUCGGAUUGUUAGUGACUAGCGGCUAAAAACGCCAGCUCUGCUCACGAGCUCCGUCUGCAGCUGCCUGGACAGCUACCCUGUUGACAUUGCAGAGACUAGUAAGAGUUAUUUAUGUAACAUGUGCCACAAUAAAAGGUGAUAAAAAUUACCCACUCAAUAAAAACUGCUGUCUCGGCGUCUGUUUUCAGGACCAAAUCCUGGCGGAGCUUUCUCCACCGCUCCAAGGAUGACCCGAUGUUUAUUCAAGUUAGAUUCCUCGCUUGGUCUCAUUUCCUCUUCGUCUUUGUCUUUUCUUCUGUCUGUGUUUUCUUCCAACUUUUGCGGUGGGGCAAGCAGAAGUGUUUUUUGCGUCGUUCUUCAUCACAGCUCCUUUAGCUAAGCUGCUACGCUACGUCUAGCCACUCAGAGCACCGAGGAGGCGAGGCCUGGGAGGGGACGAGUCGGAACUACGGGAGAGGGGUGUGUUGAAUGCAGCGAGGCGAUUGGAUAGAGAGGCGGAGCAGGAGAUUGACCAAUAGGAGUUGUCCGCGACAGGUGGCUCCUAUUGGUCGAUGUUUUUGCAGCCCUGCACCUGCUCGGGUGAACAGAUUUUUCAGAUCUUUUUUCUCUUCACUUUGUGGAGAUCACUCUAUAGGACCAUGAUCGCCAUAGAAACGAGGUUCAUAAUAAUUACCAAUCUCUCCAAUCGUCAAUCAUGCCUUUAACAAUUUUGAAUAAGAGUCAGCAUGGAGAAGCUUUAAGAAAGUGCUUCUUUUAGAGUUUCAUCAAAAUGAAAGCAAAGUGAAGACCUAAGGGAUCUGAUCUUCACAGCUGGUUUCUCCAUCUACUGAAAUGAGUCUUCAACUUUGUUAGCGUCUGAAUGAGCAGCUCGAGUUAAGAGCUUGAACUUCACUUUAGAAAAGGCUUUCCCUGUUUGUUUGUUUGUUCUGCAGCACUCUCUGACCUCUGUGCUUUCACUCUCUCUUCAACCGCAGGCGCUGAUGGAGAACAGCAACCUGAAUUUUGUGAAGCCCGCCUGGAUCUACGCGAUAAACGAACGCCAAAAGAUGCUGCCCUACCAGCCGUACACCGUCGUCCCCUGAACAAAACCCUGUGUACACACAAAGGUGCGCACAAACAUGCUGACACUAAACAUCCUGAAUGACGGGGAAACGGGGGGAAGCCAUAGAGACUCUUUUUUUUUUUCUUUCAGAUUCUCUUCACACACAUAAAAGCUUUAAGUUGUUAAUCCUUCAAAUACACACCCUCAACACCGAUUUCCCUCCUUACAGCAAAGUUCAAAAGCGUUUGAUGUUUCUGCCGAGGUAAAUGUUCGGAUUCAGUCCAGAUUUAAAUGGAGCUCUUAUUUCCAAGGUUGUUAGUCCUAGUUUGGCCACAGAGUACAAACAUCACCGGCGGAGUGCUGCGGGGACAUUUUAAGGACAAAGCACACGCUCACCUCGAUUCAGGACUCGGAUAAUUUUCUGCCUCCUCUGCUGCACUUUGCUGCUGCUGCUGCUGCUCUUCACCUCGGCUACCUCAGGCUCUGUCUGGAAAUGACUGAUCACCCUGUCCUGACGGCCAGCAGCACCGAUAAGACUCUCAGUAGUUUAAGCAGGGAGACUAUUUCGAGCCGAGCCAAGUCAAGUGACGCUGUGCCAUUUAUUUGAGAACACAGAUGCAAAAAAUUUCGACGAUUUAAAAAUGGAAAUGAAUUCUUUUGUAUCUUUUCACAAAUGUUAUUUUAAUAAAUAUCAUGAAUGGUUUCUGUGGUUUGUUAAGAGUUUGAUAACGAUGACUUUGUCUGAUUUUAUGAAUGUUUUUGCUCUGAGAAGGACUGACCUGACAGACGUGAGGACAAGAGUCAAGGCGGUGUGGAUGUCUGCUUGUUUAUUUCUCUCUUGGACUUUUUUUCCUGUUAAUUAUUUUGUCUAAAUAAAGGUUUGUUUUUUAAUCGAGAUAA